Zingiber officinale is the source of this 873-nucleotide messenger RNA. RefSeq lists its product as uncharacterized. Bases 355 to 618 code for a protein of 87 amino acids. Lineage: Eukaryota; Viridiplantae; Streptophyta; Magnoliopsida; Zingiberales; Zingiberaceae. The transcript is spliced from 3 exons. The record is from RefSeq and is a predicted model, not a curated record.
AUAAGUCCAAUCUGACGCCUGGUCGAACCUCUGCUCCGAUCCCUAGCAUUCGCAUCUUCGAUUACGCCCGCAGCCCCUUCUCGAUCGGUAACAGCCAUCGCGCCUCUCCCUCCUCCUCCAGCAACUCCGUAGUCUCCGUUCCGUCGCAAGGUCAUGACCUUCUACCCCUUCGGCCUAUCUACGAUCGUCUCCUCGUAGUUCCGGCUCCAAGUUCAUCGAGGUUUCUCCUAUUCACGCUGACCUUGGAUCGAAGCGGCAUUCACAUCUUUUGUUGGGUUGAAAUCAUAGUUUUAAUGUAGAAGAGAGGCACAUGUGUGGUUUCCUUCUCGAGUGAAGAUUACCAGGAAGAAGUACAUGACUAUGUCUUUUCUCAGGUCCUUCCCGGGCGUACAGUUGCCGCAAGUUCUCAGGCUAUUGGAGCAAGAUGUGGAGACUGUCCUCAACGUACUGCAGCCAGGACCUUUAGGAAUCCUUGAGCACAAGUUCUCGGUGGCAGAGGUGCAAGAAGCGAAGGCCACUGUUAGAAGAGCAAUUGAGAACUGGCGAAGGAAUUCGUCCCUCGUAAAAGUUGCUUCUACUCAGCAUAGCUCAGAAGGUACACCUUCACACAGCGGAUAAAUCUCCUGCUCCUAUGGUUGCAAGAAUUCAACAACAUCAAGUUCUGGGAUCACAAUUAGAUGCGAUUCACUAUUCUCUUGGCAUCAUCAGCAUGCUCCGAUCACUCUCUCUAGUUUCCUUUCAUCGUCUUAUGGAACCAUGUAAAUCUUCUGAGAAAGCGAGAAAUUGAAGCUAAUAAGGACUUGAUAGAAUUUUUCUUCAUCUGAAUCGGAAUUGUCAUGACUAUUUCUACUAAAGCCUAAUAUGUUCCUUUCA